AUGCUUCAACCAGUCAUUGAUUCACUGGUUGAAAGCCUAUGUAUUAAUCCAACGAAUUGUCGAGCUACAACGUCAGCUUCAGUUGACUCUUGGGUGCAUGAGAAUUGGUUUGCUUCAAAAUUACGGCCACUCGCUUCAAAUUUUCUUUUUGGUCUUGCCUCUCAUACUCCUGUGCUAACAAAUGAGAAAGAUUUUGAAGAGUUUGCACGAAGUGAGUUAUCAAAGCGCUAA
This is a messenger RNA of Dracunculus medinensis (Guinea worm), 231 nucleotides long. The record is from the annotation of a GenBank genome assembly. Lineage: Eukaryota; Metazoa; Nematoda; Chromadorea; Rhabditida; Dracunculidae.